AUGCAUCGUCAUCAAUUACCCAUUAUUGGUUUUGCUGUUAUGGCAUGCCUUCAGCUUGGUUCAUGCAUGUCUAUUGAAUGCAUGCAAAGUUACGUGCUAGAUCCAAGAAAACCGUGUAGUGAUGUGAAAUGGGGCAAGCAAGUUGGCAAGGGAACCGUUUUCGGAACAUUGGGUAGCAACGAUCAAGGACUUUACGGUAAAGGUGGUUACAAGCAAGAUAUUUUUAAUGAUGCUCGAGGAAAAUUGGAAGGGCAAGCACAUGGAACUAGAGUCUUAGGACCCAAUGGUGACACUAGUUCAUUCGGUGGCAAACUAGACUGGAAUAAUGUAAACAAGGACGCUAGAGCUACUAUAGAGCUAACCAAGCAGAUACAUGGACCUACUAAUCUGGACGCAUCAGCAUCCAAAGUAUGGAACUUCGACAAAAAUACUCGUUUAUCGGCUGGUGGUACAGUGACACAAGAACUUGGUCACGGAAAGCCCGACUAUGGUGUCGGGGCUACUUUCCAACAUGACUGGUGA
Molecule: messenger RNA, 522 nt
Organism: Parnassius mnemosyne (clouded apollo)
Lineage: Eukaryota; Metazoa; Arthropoda; Insecta; Lepidoptera; Papilionidae
Source: the annotation of a GenBank genome assembly